This is a messenger RNA of Durio zibethinus, 1497 nucleotides long. RefSeq names its product pfkB-like carbohydrate kinase family protein. The record is from RefSeq and is a predicted model, not a curated record. Gene Ontology annotation, biological process: metabolite repair. NCBI's taxonomy places the organism in Eukaryota, Viridiplantae, Streptophyta, Magnoliopsida, Malvales, Malvaceae. Gene Ontology annotation, molecular function: ATP-dependent NAD(P)H-hydrate dehydratase activity.
AAAAUCCAAUUAAAUGAAAAAAUAAAAAAACAAUUAUACUUUUCAGAUCGUAGCUGAAGGCUGAAGCUGAUCCAGUUUCAUCUGUUCCAUGCAGCUACUGCUAAUUUCUGUUGAUUGUUGCUUAGCUUGAUUGCUGAUGUUUGUUAAGUAUGGAAUGAAUUCUGGAUUUUCAUCAUUAGCUUCACCAGCUGUGUUGAGGAGGCAACAGUUUUUGAUAAAGUCUCUUGGAGGGUACAGUGAUAUCACUCAUCAGAAAAGAAUGGAAGCAGUGAAAUGCUUAAGUGGAGGAGCCUCUUUAGAGGCUGAUGCUGAGAAUGUUUUGAGGGCAAUUACUCCAUCCCUUGACCCAACUAGACAUAAAGGCCAAGCUGGGAAGAUUGCUGUUAUUGGGGGGUGUCGUGAGUACACCGGUGCACCUUACUUUGCUGCUAUUUCAGCAUUGAAAAUUGGUGCAGAUUUGUCCCAUGUUUUCUGUACUGAAGGUGCUGCCACAGUUAUAAAAAGCUAUAGCCCUGAAUUAAUAGUGCACCCAAUUUUACAAGAGUCAUAUAGUAUUAGUGAUGUUGAUGAUGAGGGCAGAAGAAACAUAUCAAAGAAGAUUAUUUCUGAGUUUGAUAAGUGGAUGGAAAGAUUUGAUUGUCUGGUUAUUGGUCCAGGCCUUGGAAGGGACCCAUUUCUUCUGGAAUGUGUGAGCAAAAUCAUGACACAUGCAAGGCAGUCAAAUGUUCCCAUGGUUGUAGAUGGGGAUGGACUCUUCCUUGUGACAAACAGUGUUGAACUUGUUAGCGGCUAUCCCUUAGCUGUCUUAACUCCAAAUGUCAAUGAAUACAAGCGCCUGGUUCAGAAAGUUCUAGGUUGUGAAGUAAACGAUCAAGAAGCUCAUGGGGAGCUGCUUUCUCUUUCCAAAGGGAUGGGUUGUGUAACUAUCUUAAGGAAAGGAAAGUCUGACCUCAUUAGUGAUGGUGAAAUAGUCCAAUCAGUGGGCAUUUAUGGAUCCCCACGGCGCUGUGGUGGCCAAGGUGAUAUCCUUUCUGGAAGCGUUGGGGUAUUUUUAUCUUGGGCUCGUCAACAUAUUUUGGCCACAGAAAGGAAACCGACUGUCAGGGAUCAUUACAGUCCGACAAAUCCAACUGUGUUGGGUUGCAUUGCGGGCUCUGCUUUAUUGAGGAAAGCUGCAUCUCUUGCUUUUGAGCAUAAGAAAAGGUCAACUCUUACCACCGAUAUCAUUGAAUGCUUGGGGCAAAGUUUGGAGGCGAUUUGUCCAGCAUCUUGAUAAUGGACACAGAUGUCCUGACUGGCUGCUUCACCAACAAAGUCCUUUGUAUGCUUAAACCUUUUCUUUCAUGUCAUGAAUGAUCUUAGUGUUUCCAUGGAAUGCUGAUAAUGUGAAACCCAUGAUUCAACGUACUGAAUAGCUUUUUUCAAUGGGGUUUGGACUUAGGGUGAGUAAUGAAAAUAUAUUAAUGUACAUUGAUCCUAAAAUUUGAGAGUAUCUUU